This is a messenger RNA of Nilaparvata lugens (brown planthopper), 1350 nucleotides long. RefSeq names its product cardioacceleratory peptide receptor (gene CCAP-R). Lineage: Eukaryota; Metazoa; Arthropoda; Insecta; Hemiptera; Delphacidae. The transcript has 7 exons. The record is from RefSeq and is a predicted model, not a curated record. The coding region runs from base 38 to 979 and encodes 313 amino acids. Gene Ontology annotation, biological process: G protein-coupled receptor signaling pathway. Gene Ontology annotation, cellular component: membrane. Gene Ontology annotation, molecular function: vasopressin receptor activity.
UCAGAGUCAGAGCUUUGGCGGCCGGCAAGCCCGAAAGAUGGGGAGGAACUGCACUUCCUGGAGCUGCGUGCCUGGCAACGAUACCGACAUCAAUUCUUUCUACUUCUAUGAGACAGAGCAGUUUGCGAUACUAUGGGCGCUGUUUGGACUGAUUGUUGUGGGCAACUCAGGCGUGCUGAUAGCACUCAGAUGUGGACACCGCCGAAAGUCAAGGAUGAACUUCUUCAUCAUGCAGUUGGCUCUGGCUGAUCUAUGCGUGGGAUUGCUGAGUGUCCUGACUGACAUUAUCUGGAGAAGCACAAUAGCAUGGAAUGCUGGUAAUACGGCCUGCAAGAUAGUUAAAUUUUCACAAGCUCUGGUCACCUAUUCAUCGACUUAUGUGUUGGUUGCACUGAGCAUCGAUCGCUAUUAUGCUAUAAAGUAUCCAAUGAAUCUAUCAGGAAGUUGGAGACGAGCAAGAGUGCUAGUAAGCAUGGCGUGGCUGUUGGCAACAGUGUUGUCGAUCCCGAUCGCGAUCCUGUACAACGAGCGUGUGAUCCAGGGCAGACUGCAGUGUUGGAUCGAGUUCGCCGAGCCCUGGCAGUGGCAGGUCUACAUGACCCUGGUUGCCACCGCCAUCUUUGUCGCACCAGCGUUCGUCAUCUCUGUCUGCUAUGCGCUCAUUGUCACCACUAUAUGGGCCAAGUCAAAGCUCUUCUCCAUCAAACCAACCAAUGAUGACACAAGGAGAGCCAGCUCAAGAGGAAUUAUUCCACAGGCGAAAGUAAAGACUGUCAAGAUGACAUUCAUCAUUGUACUCGCUUUCGUUCUCUGUUGGAGUCCAUACAUAGUGUUCGAUCUGCUGCAAGUGUACGGCUACAUUCCAAGGACACAAACCAACAUAGCGGUGGCAUCUCUCAUACAAAGCUUAGCUCCGUUGAACUCUGCAGCUAACCCUUUGAUUUACUGUCUAUUCAGUGCUAGUAAAGCUACAAGAUAAACAUUCUAAAAACUCCAUUCAUAGAUUAGGUAUUAAUUGAAAGGUUACGGAGAACGGAAAUAAUGUAAUAAAAAAUGGUCGACUGUGAGACUACUUCAUCAGGGUAAUUCAAAUUAGUAUUGAUGAAUGAAGAAUGUUGUAUGUUAUUCCAUUGUAAAUAUUUUUUCACAUCAAUGCGUAGAUAGGUAAAUAGAAAUAAAUUUCUUUAUUCCAUUCCAUAUUACUUUGACGAAUAACUAAAAUCGUGUUGUUUGUAAUAGAUAUUACAUUGAUUGGACCAUUGUUGAUAUGCGAAUAUGAUCUCAAUAAAUUUAUUCAAUUGAAGAGGACUACUAACCAUUUUUAUUGCCUACCAUUAAUGAGAUGAAUAU